AUGACAAACUAUCUUCUCUUGAUUCUGUUUUUUAGUUUUGUCAGCAAAGGAUUAUGUGUGUGUGACAAGAACAGUAUAAUUGUGGGAACGGAAAGAUCAGGAAGACUGAUAGGAGGCAAAGAUGAAUGGAAUGUGGAGAUUACAAAUAAUUGCACUUGUUUCCAGAAAUCAAUCACGCUAAAAUGCGAUGGAUUUCAGUCAGUUUCACCGGUAGAUCCUAGACUUUUCAAGAAAGUGGCUGAUCAUUGUCUUUUGAAUCAAGGCCGAGCUCUCCCACCCUUUAAUUCCAUCAAAUUUUCGUAUGCUUGGUACCCUCCUUUUUUCCUUAUCCCACAGUUCUCAAUAGUUCAAUGUUAGAACUAACAGUGGAUGAUCUGCUGAGAUUGUGUAUUACACGUUAUGAGUC
Daucus carota subsp. sativus is the source of this 406-nucleotide messenger RNA. Its product is annotated as protein TAPETUM DETERMINANT 1-like. The record is from RefSeq and is a predicted model, not a curated record. Lineage: Eukaryota; Viridiplantae; Streptophyta; Magnoliopsida; Apiales; Apiaceae. The transcript is spliced from 2 exons. Bases 1 to 357 code for a protein of 118 amino acids. Gene Ontology annotation, biological process: cell fate determination.